Molecule: messenger RNA, 1143 nt
Organism: Peromyscus californicus insignis
Lineage: Eukaryota; Metazoa; Chordata; Mammalia; Rodentia; Cricetidae
Product: hepatitis A virus cellular receptor 1 homolog
Exons: 10
Coding region: 1-1143 (380 amino acids)
Biological process (GO): positive regulation of mast cell activation; phagocytosis, engulfment
Cellular component (GO): cell surface
Molecular function (GO): virus receptor activity; phosphatidylserine binding
Source: RefSeq, a predicted model, not a curated record
AUGAUGCGUCUUCAAGCCAUCAUUUCAGGUGUCAUUCUACGUCUCACCGGUCAUUGUUUACAGUACAUCACUUCCGAUGCUGCUGAUUUGAAUUCUAACAAGUCCUCCAAGGAGACUCACAACAAUCAUAGCAUCCACAACUACUCCAAUGAGACCCACGGCUACCACAAACCCCACAACUACUCCAACACGACCCACAGCUCCCAUAAGAUACACAAGUACUCCAACAAGACCCACAGGUGCUCCAAAAUCAACCAGAAUCUCUACCUUUACUCCUCUACCACCAGCAGUAACAAUGACACCCAAGCCAGGUUGGAAACCCAUGGCUCUAAGAUUGGAGCUUUGCAAAAUACAGUGGUCAUGAGGCCCCGCAGUGAAGACAAGGACACCACGAUGCAUCCUCAAGCCCUCAUUUCAGGCCUCAUACUCCUUCUCCCAGCUGCCGUGGAUUCUUUCCCAAAAGUGCAUGGAGUGGUGGGUCACCCUGUGACACUGCCAUGUACUUACCCAGUGUCUAAUGGACUCUCAUCCAUGUGUUGGGGCCGAGGGGCAUGUGCUUCUGACACGUGUGGACAAACACUUAUCCGAACUGAUGGCCACAGAAUCUACUAUCGGACAAACAAUCGCUACCAGCUAAAGGGGCAGCUUCUUCAAGGAGAUGUGUCCUUGACGAUAGAGAAUGUCACUGAGAGUGACAGUGGUCUCUACUGCUGUCGGGUGGAAAUGAAGGGGUGGAAUGGUGUACAGAGACUGACCACCUCACUGCAAGUUCAACCAGUUUACACCGACACUGUGACAUCUUCACACCGCCCUUGGUAUAAUCACACCGAAGUGGUCCCCACACCAAACCCCCUGAAGAUCCACACCAAGGGCCUCUAUAUCGGCAUCUCUGUGUCUGUUGUGCUGCUGCUUCUCACGAGCAUCCUGAUGAUCAUAAAGUGCAGACACAUGAGAAAGAAGAGGAAGCCAGAAGUCAGCUCUCGCUGUGGUUCAAUUGUCUUCCAUGAUUAUAAGAAGAAAGCUUUUGAAAGCACAGUGCAACCCCAAGCUGAAGAUAUAGACUAUGUUAUUGAAGACAAUCUUCAUCCCAGGACUGACUCCCAGUUGCCCUCUAAGAUGACAUCAUUCCAAGACUGUACAUGA